UGUCAAAUUAAUAGGCGGCCCACUUGCCAACUGAGAGUUGCAAAUAUAAGUUCUUGGAGCUGUUCUGGUGGGCGACGGCUUACAACUUCAUUUACCUCCUCCUCAUUUCCUUAUUCUAGAGCGUCGCCGCUCCAUCGAGUGACGCGAAAACCUCGAACAGAUUAGAACACAGACUUUUGGGCCACGGCUUCUAGAUUAUGGCCCCGAACAACACGUCAUAUUUAAUUGUCGGCGCCGGCGUGUUCGGUGUAUCGACCGCCUACCACCUGAUUCAGAAGUACCCCAAUGCGACCGUAACUUUGGUGGACCGAGAUGCAUACGAUGCCGAGUCUCGUGUGGCCGCCUCAUGGGAUUGGAACAAAGUCGUUCGCGCAGACUAUGAUGACAUGACAUAUUGCAAAUUAGCUCUCGAAGCGCAGGAAAUCUUCAAGUCCGAUCCACUUUGGCAACCAUACUUUCAUCAGACGGGUGUCUACUGGACAUGCCGCAGCGACUAUGCGCAAAACGUCAUCACCAAUCACAAGAAGCUUGGCCGCAACGACGAUAUCAUUGCCCUUCCGGUCGCCGAAGCUCGAAAGCUAUAUAACGGAAUUUUUGACAAUGCGGAUUAUACUGGGGUCAAAGAGGUUCUCAUCAAUCGGGCCAGUGGCUGGGCUGCUGCUGGAGACGCCCUUCGAGCAGUGACCAAAAAGUGCUUAGAUCUGGGAGUCAAGUAUGUCAAGGCUGAUAUUGCGACUUUGGAAUUUGAUGGUCGCGGCUCUUGCAUUGGCGUCAGGACGAGAGAUGGAGAUGUUCUAUCGGCUUCACGGGUCGUAAUUGCUGCCGGAGCGUUCACUCCCACCCUGUUGGAAUGGAGCGCUGCGAAGAGCGGCAACGGAGGUCUAAGAGCCGGUGAUCGUAUCUUGGCCGCUGGUAUCACGACAGGAAUGGCACAGCUUGACAAGGAGCAAUAUGAACGGUUCAAGGAUAUGCCUGUUGGCUUCCAAGGCUAUACACCGGAAGAGGGCAAGCCCUUCAUUGGCACCAUUCCUCCGACUAAGGAUGGAGAGUUGAAAUGGUGGGGUUCCAAGAUUUUUACAAACACUCGCGAGGUUCUACCAGGCCGCCACAUCUCCUCUCCCCCUCCCACGCACGAUUACAACCAAUGGAAGGUUCCCGGACCUCUGAAGCAAGAUAUUGUCGAGUCAAGAAACUUGUGGUAUGGGCCUAAGAGCGCUGAAUGGAAGAUGACGAAGCAUCGAAUUUGCUGGGACGCUUUUACCACCUCUGCCGACUUUAUAAUUUCUCCUCAUCCCGCCUCCAAAGGGCUAUAUGUGGCAACCUGCGGCUCAUUCCACGGAUACAAGUUCUUCCCUGUGCUUGGAAAAUACAUCCUUCAAAUGAUUGAAGGUGAGCUGGAACCGGAGCUGGUUGAGAAAUGGGCAUGGGACCGACAGCGCCCUGAUUCAUCCCAAAAUGUUGAAUAUCCGAACGCGGAGAUGAAGCAUCUUCUGGAGCCCCCAGCGAAGCUCUAGUGAAGAGACAAAAUCACUUCUGAGUAUUAUGCCACGAGAACAAGAUCACGGUAAACAUGUGUCACGUAAUAUCAUAACCUAACGAUAGGAUGGGAUCCCCAUGCCAACAAUGGGAUAUGAAUACCAUUGGAACAAUAGGAGAGACUGGAUGUAUAACGAAACACCCUUAAACACAUGUAUGUGGUUCUUUGCGGU
This is a messenger RNA of Aspergillus welwitschiae, 1709 nucleotides long. Its product is annotated as NAD(P)/FAD-dependent oxidoreductase. NCBI's taxonomy places the organism in Eukaryota, Fungi, Ascomycota, Eurotiomycetes, Eurotiales, Aspergillaceae. Gene Ontology annotation, molecular function: flavin adenine dinucleotide binding; sarcosine oxidase activity; saccharopine oxidase activity. The coding region runs from base 198 to 1514 and encodes 438 amino acids. The record is from RefSeq and is a predicted model, not a curated record. The transcript is spliced from 3 exons.